CCUGAUAUCAUCAGCUUGUGUCGUGGUUUUAAGUUUUUAACUUUUAAGUUUUGUUUCGUGUUUAUCUAUCACAUAUUCUCAUGGCUUCAACUUUUAAAAUUUAAAUAGCUUUACCGGUUUUAACUUGUCUUCUAAUCAUUCAAUCAUUCAUCAUUGUGACAUCGGUCGUCGGAUAUUGAUUUAGAACAUUGUUUAUAGUUAUCUAAUACUUAAAGUCUGCACGACCACGCUUUGAGAUUGAUUACAAAUUUACAACUACUGUACAUAACUAAUAAUAGUCAAUAGCUAUGUCGUUUGUUCGCGUUAAAAGACGUCACAACGAAGAUCCGUUCAACUCAAUAGUCGUAUCGCACAAGAAAUUAAAAACUAUCGGUACAGAGUUCCGUAGAGAUUGUGUGUUUCAAUUUGCUGCAACUUUAAAAGACGAAAAUGAAAACUUAUCUCAAAUAUUGAAAGAGGUUCGAGAAGAAAGCUCUGUAAAAGAGCUAACAAAGAAGAACAAAAACAAAAACAUUAAUGAUGUAGUUGAACAUUCAAAAGCAGAACGUUUGAAGCUAGUUAAUACUCUCAGAGCUGUUAAACAAGACACAGUACCCAUUGAAGAAAUAGAUGGAAAGAAUUCAGAAAUAAAAGUUGUCGAUUUUGUUAAGCAAGUAGAAGAAAAUGGCAAGCCCUUAAUAGAUGAAGGAAUUUCAAUUGACUAUGUAUACGACUUGUAUUAUGCAUCCAAUAAUGAUAAUAAAUCAAUUGAUAUACAAGAUAUUGAUAGUGUACACGGAUUAGAUUCAGACAAUUUUUACAAUAUUUGCCGAAAUAUUGAUAGUUCUGAUAAUGAUUCCUCACACUGUGAAGAUGAUGAUGAUUCCAAUGAUGAAGGGAAUUGGAGAAAUGAUUAUCCUGACGAGGAUGAAAUGGAUAACGAUGAAAAUGAUUAUUGUCAAAAUCUGGUUUCUAAAUCAAAACAAUGGAAUAUAAAUGAUGAAAGCAGUUCUGAUACCGACGAAAAUAUUGAAGACUAUGAUUUACGUUUUGCAAGAUAUAAAGAACGUGUGAAAGCAGAAGAACAUUUUUUUUAUAAUAGUGUAGAUGAAAGUUCUGGUAGUACAAAUGAUUCAGAUGAUUAGAUUCUGUAAGAUAAAUAUUUAUGAAUAUAGAUCAGUUGUGUUCAUAAGAUUUAAUUUUAUUGAUUUUUAUUACAGUAGUAUAAUUUGUAUUUUCAUAAACUAAAUUUAAAAAAAAAAUUAAAUAUUUAUUUUUUUUACUGUUUUAAAUUUGUAUAUAAUAGUGGUUACUAAUUUCCCUGAAUUAAGUGUAAUAUUCAAAAUAAACAAAUACAAUAUGGAACUGUGCCUAUUAAAUUAAUUAUUUACUUUCAAAUGUAAACCAACAUCGAUUAUAUAUUAUUUUGAUUCACUUUGUGGAUUUUAGAUUAAUAAUUUAUAAUACAAUGGUGAAUAUUUAUUUCUGACAUAUUAUUAAAACUACAACUUCUCAACCUUCAGUAUUCAAUUUAAACUUUCUCUGUAAGAAAUUAGACCAUAAAGAUUAAUUAAUUUAUUCAUAUGAACUCAUGAACUUAAUAAAGCAUGCAUUGAUAAAAUAUUUUGUAAUUAACCAAUCUUAAUACAAAUCUUAGAUGUUUAAGAGCUUCAAUGAAUUUCUGACUUCAAUAUGGAACAAAUAGUAUAAUGUUAUGUUUGCCCAGCCAUACUUGACUUGUUGCCCUCCAAGAUUUUAUAUGUGGUUAAAAAGUAAAAAUGAAGACACACUAAUUUAAAUACUAUAUAUUUAUAAAUAUAUUUUGUCCUUAAUGAAUUUUCAAUCUUUUCUAAACCAUCUAACCAAACCAUAACUGUCAAAACAAGCCACUGGUACCCCCCAGGGGGGGGGGGGGGGUUAGCCUCCUCAAAAUCAUUCAGAGCCCCUCAAAAAAUAAUAUAGUUUUAAAAACAAAAAUAUUUUGUUUAACAUUGUUAAUCAUUGUAAAUAUGUUUGCUCAUUAAAUAAAUGUUUUUAUAGUUAGCAAAUUUAUUUAUAUAAAAA
This is a messenger RNA of Metopolophium dirhodum (rose-grain aphid), 2043 nucleotides long. RefSeq names its product probable RNA polymerase II nuclear localization protein SLC7A6OS (gene fs(2)ltoPP43). Lineage: Eukaryota; Metazoa; Arthropoda; Insecta; Hemiptera; Aphididae. Gene Ontology annotation, biological process: developmental process. The transcript is spliced from 6 exons. The record is from RefSeq and is a predicted model, not a curated record. The coding region runs from base 288 to 1124 and encodes 278 amino acids.